Camelina sativa (false flax) is the source of this 1060-nucleotide messenger RNA. Its product is annotated as oxysterol-binding protein-related protein 1C-like. Lineage: Eukaryota; Viridiplantae; Streptophyta; Magnoliopsida; Brassicales; Brassicaceae. Gene Ontology annotation, cellular component: cytosol; membrane. The record is from RefSeq and is a predicted model, not a curated record. Gene Ontology annotation, molecular function: sterol binding.
AUCCUAGAAAGCAAAUUCUCACCAUGAGCAAAUUUAUUACUUCCAUUUUUUUAAUCGUUCUAAAAGCAACCUUGCGUUCCAUGCAACCUUCGCACUUUACAAAUUGAUUUCGCCUUAAUUCUCUCUAACUCCAUUACCUUAUUAUUCUCACCUUCUCCUUUCAACCACCGGUUUAAUAUAUUCCUUUAACCUAAAUUUCUCCGAUCGUUCCUAAACAAUGUCUUCUUCUCCACUCGCCGUAAAAUCCAACAUCGCAGCUCGAUCCGCUUCGUUAAACAUCCCUCAUCAUUCCACACGUACCAACCACGCCCAUGAUCUCCGGUACAGCCUCUCCGCUGGUCCUCGUACCAACGAAGACCGAUCACCGUCGGGUAACGGAGUCGCUGGGAUCCUCUACAAAUGGAUAAACUACGGCAAAGGAUGGAAACGGCGGUGGUUCGUUCUCCAGGACGGAGUUUUAUCGUAUUAUAGAAUCCACGGUCCUGAUAAAAUAUCUCUCUCCGUUGAGAUGGAUCGGAGAUCUAAACUCAUCGGCGGCGAUUCUUUAAGGUUCAUUUGCCGACAUAGCAAACGCGGUGAUGUUCAUAGCCCCGGGAAACCUCUCGGCCAAAUCCACCUCAAGGUCUCUUCGAUUGGACAAAGCAUAUCAGACGCAAAGAGAUUCACUUUAUACACGGGCACGAAGAGUCUGCAUUUACGAGCAGCAACGAGUGAGGAUCGUAACGCUUGGAUCGAAGCUUUAAAAGCUGUUAAAGAAACGUUUCCAAGAAUGUCAAACGAAGAGUUAAUGGCAUCGACCACUAAUGUCUCACUCUCUACCGAUAAACUAAGACAAAGAUUAAUGAAAGAAGAGGUUAAUGAGACAAUCAUCAAAGAUUGCGAAGACAUAAUGAAGAACAAUUUCGUUGCUUUGCAUAAUGAGGUCAUGUCGCUGAAACAGUAUCAAUAUCAUCUUGUAGAUUCCCUCAAAAACUUUAACAACUCACCUAAAACUUACUAACCCUAAGUUUUUCAUGAUUUAUCUCUAGAUAUUUGAUAUAUAUCAGUUUAAAUUAAAGUA